Molecule: messenger RNA, 1708 nt
Organism: Cylas formicarius (sweet potato weevil)
Lineage: Eukaryota; Metazoa; Arthropoda; Insecta; Coleoptera; Brentidae
Product: leucine-rich repeat-containing protein 57
Exons: 2
Coding region: 158-874 (238 amino acids)
Molecular function (GO): protein binding
Source: RefSeq, a predicted model, not a curated record
UUGUGAUCCGUUACAUUGAAAAAACAACCUACACACUGUCACACGUCAUGCAGGGCAGUAAAAGGUUCGGAAGGAGCUAAUAGAAAUUUAAUAUUAUAAUGUAAACAUUUACUAUUUUAAUGGUUUUAAUGGUAGCUUGUCGGAGAUUUCGAGCGUUAUGGGUAACUCGGGUUUGAAGCAACACAUCGAGACCGCUCAAAAAACGGGAGUUCUAAAGCUCUCCCAAGGCAAACUAAACGAAUUUCCACAGGGCAUGAAACAGCUGGAGGGAUGUUUACGGACGCUGGAUAUAUCGGACAAUAAAUUUGUCGUGUUGCCUAAUGAAAUUAGUCGGUUCAUGCAGUUGCGACAUUUAAACUUAAGUAAAAACAAAUUGGCCAAAAUUCCCGAUUGUAUCGGGGCUUUGACGAAGCUAGAAACGUUCAAUGCUGGCAAUAACAAUUUAUCGUUCCUGCCGAGAACUUUUUCUAAUUUGAUUAAUUUGAAACAAGUAAUUUUGAAUAGUAAUCAUUUGAAGGAGUUUCCAUUGGUGUUUUGCGGGCUCAAGCACCUCGAUAUAUUAGAUCUGUCCCAGAAUGAACUGGUAGCAGUGCCUGCUGAGGUGUCUACCCUUAAUGUUACAGAACUAAAUUUAAAUCAAAACCAGAUAUCUGUCCUAUCAUCUGAAAUUUCAUUGUGUCCGCGUUUGAAGAUCUUGCGACUUGAGGAGAACUGUUUGCAAUUGGCCGCUAUUCACCCAAGGAUUCUCUCAGAGAGUAAAAUUGCAAACUUGGUUCUUGAUGGCAAUUUAUUUGAGAUUAAGCAACUGGCAAACAUUGAAGGUUAUGAUGCUUAUAUGGAUCGCUUUACUGCCAUUAAGAAAAAGAUGUUUUAAGGUUUGUUAUGAAAUAUUUUAUUUUGACUAGUCAAGAGAUCCGAUAUUUUUACUAUUAAACAAAUUUUUAUAUUCUGUACGAACUGGAACAUUAUUUGUUUGAAGCAAGGCUUAAGCAGCUAGAAAAGUGCACACUAAAAUCAACAUCGGAUUUUUAUGAUUAAUUCUGCAAUUUUGAGCACAAAUGCAAUAAAUUCAAAAGGUUGCUUGACCAUUUACAUGACAUAUUUGUUUUGGUUAAGGGAAGAUAGGCAAGACCAGCUAUUUCUUCUUGACACUCCCUUCUGUAUCUGUCAAGUGCUUUAUACUAUACUAUGUCAAUUCUCAUGGAUUUUUAUAUGAUAAUUAUUGUAUAAAUGCAAAAAUUAGGAAUAGUAUGUAUACUGUAGCCGUGUGAUCUUUCACCUUAAUAAAUGUUGUAACUUUUGUCUGUGAAGAAAUCAUUGUGGCAAACAUGUUAUACUUAAUACUCUCACAUUCCGAUUUCUAAAGAAAUUACUGCUGAAUGUAAAAAAAAUUAAACAAAAUAUGAUCAACAACUGAGCGUUUAAUGUGUGAAUCUAGACAAUCAAUGUGGUUUAUAAUUAAUAAAUACAGAAUUGUAGAGGAAAUGUUUUCGAUACUUUUUCGGGGUCCAAAAAUCAACCGGAAUAAAAUAUUAGUCGCCUAUAUUUGCUUUGACAUAUUUUUUGUAUAUACGUGAACUUUAUAACGGUAAAAUACAAUUUUUUAGAUAAUUUUACAGUAAGAUCUUUGAUUCUAUUUUGUAUUUGGAUUUCCCAAAUUGUCUGUUGUUUGUAUAUUUUCUUAGUCUAAUAAAAACUGAACCUUUGA